Messenger RNA from Sciurus carolinensis (gray squirrel), 3198 nucleotides. RefSeq names its product complement factor B (gene Cfb). NCBI's taxonomy places the organism in Eukaryota, Metazoa, Chordata, Mammalia, Rodentia, Sciuridae. Gene Ontology annotation, cellular component: extracellular region. Gene Ontology annotation, biological process: proteolysis; complement activation. Gene Ontology annotation, molecular function: serine-type endopeptidase activity. The record is from RefSeq and is a predicted model, not a curated record.
AAGUGAUGUGUAUAGGGCAGGCAGAACAAGCCGCAGGUGCCAGAACAGAUUGCAUAAAAGGCUGGGGGUUGGUGGGGACAGGAGUGCCAUUAGACUUAAGUCUGGAGUUUCAGCUUGGACACUGAGCCAGGCAGACACACAGAAGGAACCUGGAGAAAUCCUCCUGACCCCAACCCCAGCUUCUCUCCUGCCUUCUAUCGACAUGGGGUGCCAUCUCAGCCCCCGACUCUACCUGGUAUCCUUGGUCUUGGGCCUCUUGUCUGGAGGUACGAACACAACUCCAUUGCUGGCCCAGCCCCAAGUUUCCUGCUCUCUGGAGGGGGUAGAGAUCAAAGGUGGCUCCUUCCAACUCCUCAAAGAGGGCCAGGUCCUGGAGUACAUAUGUCCCUCUGGCUUACCCUACCCUGUACAGACACGCACCUGCAGAUCCACAGGGUCCUGGAGUGCCCUACAGACUCGAGACCAAAAGACUGUCAAGAAAGCAGAGUGCAGAGCGAUUCACUGCCCAAGACCACAGGACUUUGAGAAUGGGUACUACUGGCCCAGGUCUCCUUAUUACAAUGUGAGUGAUGAGAUCUCUUUCCACUGCUACCAUGGAUACAUUCUCCGGGGCUCUGCCAAUCGUACCUGCCAGAUGAAUGGCCGGUGGGAUGGGCAAACAGCAAUCUGUGAUGAUGGAGCGGGGUACUGCCCCAACCCGGGCAUCCCCAUUGGCACAAGGAAGGUGGGAAGCCAGUACCGCCUUGAAGACAGCGUCACUUACCACUGCAGCCGGGGGCUUACCCUGCGUGGCUCUCAGCAGCGAAAAUGCCAGGAAGGUGGAUCUUGGAGUGGGACAGAGCCUUCCUGCCAAGACACCUUCAUGUAUGACACCCCUCAAGAGGUGGCUGAAGCCUUCCUGUCUUCCCUGACAGAGACCAUAGAAGGAGUUGAUGCUGAGGAUGGGCACAGUCCAGGGGAACAACAGAAGCGGAAGAUUGUCCUGGACCCCUCAGGCUCCAUGAACAUCUACCUGGUGCUGGAUGGAUCUGACAGCAUUGGGGCCAGCAACUUCACGGGAGCCAAGAGGUGUCUUGCCAACUUAAUUGAGAAGGUAGCAAGUUAUGGGGUGAGGCCAAGAUAUGGUCUAGUGACAUAUGCUACAGAACCCAAAGUUGUUAUCAGAGUGUCCGAUCCAAAGAGCAGCGAUGCAGACUGGGUCACUGAGAAACUCAACCAAAUCAGUUAUGAAGACCACAAAUUGAAGACAGGGACUAAUACCAAGAGGGCCCUCCAGGCAGUAUACAACAUGAUGAACUGGGCAGGAGAUGUCCCCCCUGAAGGCUGGAACCACACCCGCCACGUCAUCAUCCUGAUGACUGAUGGCUUGUACAACAUGGGUGGGGACCCAGUCACUAUUAUUGGUGAGAUCCGGGACUUGCUGGACAUUGGCAGGGAUCGCAAAAACCCAAGAGAGGAUUAUUUGGAUGUGUAUGUGUUUGGGGUCGGGCCUCUGGUGGAUCAAGCAAACAUCAAUGCUUUGGCUUCCAAGAAGGACAAUGAGCACCAUGUGUUCAAAGUCAAGGACAUGGAAAAUCUGGAGGAUGUUUUCUACCAAAUGAUUGAUGAAACCAAGUCUCUGGGCCUCUGCGGCAUGGUUUGGGAGCACAGGGAAGGUACUGAUUACCACAAGCAACCAUGGCAGGCCAAGAUCUCAGUCACUCGCCCUUUGAAGGGACAUGAGAACUGUAUGGGGGCUGUGGUGUCUGAGUACUUUGUGCUGACAGCAGCACACUGUUUCACUGUGGAUGACCAAAAACACUCAAUCAAGGUCAGAGUGGGAGGGAAGAGACAGGACCUGGAGAUAGAAGAAGUCCUAUUUCACCCCAAAUACAACAUCAAUGGGAAAAAGGCACAAGGAAUUUCUGAAUUUUAUGACUAUGAUGUUGCCCUGAUCAAGCUCAAGAGUAAACUGAAGUACAGUGAGACUCUUAGGCCCAUUUGUCUGCCCUGCACCGAGGGAACAACUCGAGCUUUGCGACUCCCUCAGACAGCCACUUGCCAGCAACACAAGGAAGAGCUGCUCCCUGUCAAGGAUGUCAAAGCAAUGUUUGUCUCUGAGGAGCAGAAAAAGCUGACUCGGAAGGAAGUCUACAUCAAGAAUGGGGAUAAGAAAAUCAGUUGUGAAAGAGAUGCUCAACAUGCCCCAGGCUAUGACAAAGUCAAGGACAUCUCAGAGGUUGUCACUCCCAGGUUCCUCUGCACUGGAGGGGUACAUCCCUAUGCUGACCCAAAUACUUGCAAAGGUGACUCUGGUGGCCCUCUGAUUAUUCACAAGAGGAGUCGCUUCAUUCAAGUUGGUGUGAUCAGCUGGGGAGUAGUGGAUGUCUGCAAAGACAACAGACUGCAACAGCAGGUACCUGCUCAUGCCCGGGACUUUCACGUCAAUCUCUUCCAAGUGCUGCCCUGGCUCAAGGAGAAACUCAAAGAUGAGGGAUCUGGGUUUUCUAUGAGGGGUUUCCUUCUGGAAAGGGGCAUGGGAUCAAAUUAAAACAGUUGCGAUAAUAACUGUGUUCCAGAUCCUUGUGGGUAAAGGAGUGGGGGAUGUGUACUGGCCAUGUUGUUAACAACUGAGAUACAAUCUGACAGCCGUUUUUAAAGGCUUAACCCCAAUCCCAAGGGCUGAAAAACCAGAGGCUGAGGAAGAUGUGUGAGCUUCCACCUCAGUGUUUUACUGAGACCGGCAUUGGGGGUGUUAUGAGGCACAAGGAAUCCAGCUCCAUUCCCUAGAAGUCAUCCACAGGUUUUCCUCAUAGACAUCAUCAUUGUAGACAAUCUGGGUCCUCUUGUCCCGGUGGCAACCCUUAGGGCUGUUCUGAACAGCUAGGGAGGGAGAAGAGUAACAAUUAAGGUUUGAAGAUCAUGGGUCAGACCUGAGGCCCAGAGCUUCACUACCUCGCUCUGGCCUCUGGCCCCAGGAAGUCCAGUUCUCAUGCUGCCCUCUGGUGGCCAGAAUGGAUGUCUCCUCUUAGCCUCCUCAGGUUGGUUGUGGUCAACCUAUCACCAUGGAGAGUUUACAAUGUUAUUGUAGAGCAUGUGGCUAUUGUGAUGAAUGUUUUGUUCUUAGAAAAUCCUCAAAAGUUAUCAUUACUGAGACAUGUGAAUGAUGUUAACCUACUACUUUUAGUCAAUAUAUCAAAAUUAAAAAUCGGAAAAUCU